Molecule: messenger RNA, 1410 nt
Organism: Aspergillus wentii DTO 134E9
Lineage: Eukaryota; Fungi; Ascomycota; Eurotiomycetes; Eurotiales; Aspergillaceae
Product: putative RING finger domain protein
Exons: 3
Coding region: 328-1332 (334 amino acids)
Cellular component (GO): SUMO-targeted ubiquitin ligase complex
Molecular function (GO): ubiquitin-protein transferase activity
Source: RefSeq, a predicted model, not a curated record
CCUAGUAUAUCCGCAUCCCUCCCCUUCAUCCCCUCUACCUAUCUUCAAACUUCUCACACCUAGUUCACUUAUUCGCUCCCCAUUCACGAAUAACAACCAAAAUACGCAAAUGGGUGUCUUUUUGACUUUGCUCCCCGUCCAGUGGCCACUUCAUCUGUGAGAGGUCGGAAUACUCCUCCUCUCCACCACAAGGAUUCGGAACCCACCAACUAAUCAUGAUCUCCGUCAACGCCGAGGUUCCUCCAACACCAACUACCAUUGCUGGUCGCUUCCUAGCUCCUACCACCCCUGGAUAUCCUACUUUUCUUUUAAACUCAACCCUUUGAUAUGAAUGACGACUCAGGCGUCCAGUUUGUGGGCGCCCGGUCUAGAAAGCGACCUCACCAGAUGUCCGGAUCAGCCCGAAAUCGCAGCCAGUCCUCCUUCCACAAUCACGACGAAGCUUCUUCCUCAUCCAACGUUACCAACGACCGACAAUUUCGCCCAUCGUCGCCACCAAUGCGAUAUCCGGGGGAUGGCUUCGAUUACAGACGCCCCAUAAUGACAUCUUCUCCUCAGGUAGAAGACGUGAUCGACUUGACGAAUGAGCCCGAUUCUCCGGAAAACGUCCAGCAAGAAAGCUCGAACAGGGGCCCUCCUCGACAUGCAAGACCGCCUCGCUUUGGAAGAAACAUCAUGGCCGACGUGGUGGACCUCGAAGCAGAACCCGAACCUACAAAUGGACAAGAACCUCCGAGCAGUCCUGAUGUACAGUUUGUUGGAUCCAAUGUUCGACCACACGCUCCUACAGAAGACUUUAUAGGAUCAAACCUCCUGCAUAUGCUACGGUUUCAGCGUAGGCCCGCAGCUGUAUCGGAAGAAGAUGUAUUCAGACAAGAGGUUGCUCGAAGGGCACGACAACUCCGUCGACAUCAGACGCACGAGGUUGACACUUUAUGGAUCGGAGGUGGCGGGUUAACCAUCAAUCUCGAUGCAGAUGGUCUGAUUAUGGAAUAUCCUCGAACCGGUUAUACACCCGAGGCUAGAACUCAAAGAAGCACAUACAAACCACCCAGCCCACCGCCAGAAGGGUUUACGAGAAACGCCGGAGAGGAAGAUGUUGUCGUAUGUCCAAACUGCGAGGCGGAACUUGGGACCGGCGACGAGACAAAACAACAAAUAUGGGUGGCAAAGCCUUGUGGACAUGUUUAUUGCGGCGAAUGUGCCAGGCACCGCUCCCUAUCCAAGGCCAAGAAAGCAAAUCAAACUACGAAACCGUUUGCUAAAUGCCAGGUUGAGGAUUGCGGAAAGCCUGUCAGCGCACCAAAGUCGAUGUUUCAAAUCUACCUAUAACGCAGGGCGGCACCUUUCUCUUUUGAAGUUGUGAUACAGCGAAUUGCAUGACGUCGGUGUUAUGGCAGGAUUUCGUUU